CUCAAACUCAAAUUCCCUACGUUCGUCCUUACCAAGACAACAUUCACUGCUUGCUCAGAUCUAGCUUGUCAAUAUUCAAGUACUCAAUGAUCACAAAUUCUGAGGAUAUUCCUGCACAACAUCCGCAAGCAGACAAGGACGACUCAUCUUUGAACGCUCAUCUCUGGUUUCCAGAACCCGAAGCUCAAGAGCGAGUUAUUGCCAUACCUCAGGCAUCCGGUUCAUCUUCGCUAUUGAGGGAUCGCUUGUAUAUUGGAAACCUGCAUCCCACUGUCGAUGAAUACGCCCUUCUACAGGUUUUCACCAAGUUCGGCAAAGUAUCGAAACUCGACUUUCUCUUUCACAAGACGGGUCCAAACAAAGGGAAGCCACGCGGAUAUGCCUUCCUACAGUAUUUGCAUGAAGAUGAUGCCCAAACGGCAUUGGACAACAUUAAUGGAAAACUACUGCGGGGUCGUAAGCUGACGGUUACUUUUGCUCAUCAAGCUCCGCUCGAACAGCCCGGUGGAAGUCGACAGGUGGGCAGGGCGAGAAGAGUUGAUACGCGACCGACUACCCUGAGUAUGAUGAAAAGCGGAAUUCAUACUCGGUCAGAAGGUACAGAUGGCAAGAUUGCGAUGAUGGAGGCAAAGUUACGCCAGAUGGAAUCAAGUACCACCAGUUCAUUUGGUUCAUUACCACCAAAACCACCACCAUCGGUUGGUUCGACUUCAAGACAGUGCCUUAGCUCGGGGAAUUCUCUGUCUUCCAGAAAUCAUGCAGGCCCAACCGUUCGGCGUCCUACCGCCCCCGCGGAACCUACUGCCCAUCUAGGGCUUUCUGCGGACGCUGAUACUACACCUUCAGCAUCACUGCCGACACUUAAUACUCUACCGGAGGUCGUCAAGUCAUCCAUGUCCUGUAAACGAAUACCUGGUGUGAAGAUUGUCAAAGAACGUAGUAAAUGAAGGUAAUGCUUUGCAUCAUACCUCCAUUAUAUUGACAACGAUUUUCGCCAGACCUGUACAGUCGACACUCACCGCUCAGGUCGUUCCGAUGAUAUCAAGUCUUUCUCCCCAGAUUCGUCAUACAUCUUAGCGCACUUCCGAGUUGUCUUAAUAUAAUCCCAUAUGAAAUCUACUAUCAUCAUGGUCCGAGAGUUAUCAAGUUCUCAUGAGCAAUGACAGUUUACACUCCGA
Molecule: messenger RNA, 1178 nt
Organism: Suillus subalutaceus
Lineage: Eukaryota; Fungi; Basidiomycota; Agaricomycetes; Boletales; Suillaceae
Exons: 4
Coding region: 87-947 (286 amino acids)
Molecular function (GO): RNA binding
Source: RefSeq, a predicted model, not a curated record